AAGCUUCAACUGGCAUGAAACGGUACAAAAGAGUCCAAGAAAGGGAAAAGAAUCGUAUAAAGCACCAAGUUGCCAGGACUCUGAUAGAGUUAUCAAGCACAAAUGAGCCAGAGUUUGUUGCCACACCAUUGACUGCAGAUGUUUUGGACCAAGACCCAGAGCCAAUAUGCCAACUAACAUUUGAUGAACUGAACAAUGAUGAUGACACUUGUGUUGAUGAACUGGUACAAGUGACUCAAAGUCAAGUUAACAGUGAACUACAGCGACUGCUGAAUGAAAACUAUGCUUUGAAACAAGAAUUACAGCAGGUCGAACUAAAUGAAUCGUCCUUUGAAAACAAUGAUGAGAAAGUUAAAUACUACACUGGGUUACCAAAUUCUAUCAUGCUGAUGACUGUUUUUGACUUUGUUAAAGACUACAUUCCAAAACAAAGAGUAAAUUCAGAACUAAGCCAAUUUGAAAGAUUGAUAAUGACAUUGAUGAGACUGAAAUUAAACUUUCCAGUGCAAUAUCUGGCCUAUCAAUUCAACACUUCCACAUCAACUGUUUCAAGGACCUUUACAACCAUGAUUCACAUUCUGUUUGUUAGGUUUAAACAUUUACUUUAUUGGCCUAAAAGGGAAGAACUUCGACAAACGAUGCCAUUAGAAUUUCGUAAAUCUUUCGGACAAAAAACAGCAGUUAUAAUUGACUGUUUUGAGGUAUUUAUUCAACGCCCAAAAAACCUUCUUGCCAGAGCUCAAACUUGGUCCUCAUAUAAACACACUAACACUGUAAAAUUUUUAGUUGGGAUUACACCCCAGGGUUCAAUAUCUUUCCUCUCAAAAGCGUGGGGUGGAAGAGCCAGUGACAAAUACAUAACUGAAAAUUGUGGCAUCUUGGGGAAACUUCUACCAGGAGAUCUUGUCUUAGCAGACCGAGGAUUUGACAUUGCUGAUAGUGUUGGCAUGUGUUGUGCUCAGGUUAACAUUCCAGCAUUUACCAAGGGAAAGGCACAACUUUCAGCAAUUGAUGUUGAAACUACUAGAAAGAUAGCACAUGUGCGAAUUCAUGUAGAAAGAGUUAUAGGACUUGUGAGAAACAAAUAUACUAUCUUGCAAGAUAGACUCCCUGUUGAUUUUUUAAUAUGCGAGGAAGGCCUUCCGGUUGUUGACAAAAUAGCCACAGUGGCUUGUGCACUUACUAACAUGAGUGACUCAGUGGUACCCCUUAAUUAACAGUGUCAGAUUAUGGGCAAUAAUAACUCUAUAUUGGUCCUGUUAUAUACCGUGUCAAUGAAUAUUCAUCCACUUUCUUUAAAUUUAUUGGCAUGAUCAAUAGAGAAAUGUUGUGAGUUUCAUAACAAAAUGUUGUAACUUUCAUAUCUAUUUUAUACAUUUACAUGUCGAUGAUAAAAGUUUAUUUUAUGUAAAUUUUUCAGAUACUGAAUGAAAGAUUCUUAAUAAAAAUAAAUGUUUAUAA
Molecule: messenger RNA, 1461 nt
Organism: Ruditapes philippinarum (Manila clam)
Lineage: Eukaryota; Metazoa; Mollusca; Bivalvia; Venerida; Veneridae
Exons: 2
Coding region: 15-1217 (400 amino acids)
Source: RefSeq, a predicted model, not a curated record